UCCGUUGAUGGGAGCAAACUGCCAAAGCCGGUGAGCAGCCUGGGCCACACCAACGAUGCGUCGAUGCCCCUGAGGCCCCGAUCCGGCGUCGCGCCGGCCUUCACGCUCGAAUCUGGGGGAUCCCACGGGCCACGGCCGCUGGAGAACUCCUAGUCGGCUAGCCCCUGGCCGCGCUGCAGGCGCGGAUGGCGUCCAUGGAGGACGGCGUGAAGGAGGCGCGGCAGGGGCAGCACAGGCUGUUCCGGUGGGGGAUGCUCAAGGUGUUCCUGCUGCUCGGCGUGGCGCUGUCCGUAGCCGGCAUGCUCGUGGCGCGGCACGGGCACGCGGUGGUGUCGGUCGCCGUCCGGCCGUGGCUGGGGUCGUCCCUCGCCGCCGCCGCCGCCGCCGCGGCGGCGGAGGGGCUGGAGCACUCGAUGACGGACGAGGAGCUGCUCUGGCGGGCGUCGUUCGCCCCGGGGAUACGGCGGUACCCGUUCCGGCGCGUGCCCAAGGUGGCCUUCGUGUUCCUCACGCGCGGCCCGCUGCCGCUGGCGCCGCUCUGGGAGCGCUUCUUCCGGGGCCACGAGGGGCGCUACUCCAUCUACGUCCACGCGCUGCCGUCAUACCGGGCCAACUUCACAUCCGGAUCCGUCUUCUAUCGACGCCAAAUCCCCAGUAAGGUUGCAGAAUGGGGUAAGAUGACAAUGUGCGACGCUGAGAGGCGUCUACUUGCCAAUGCCUUGCUGGAUAUAUCAAAUGAAUGGUUUGUGCUUGUGUCCGAGUCAUGCAUUCCUAUAUUUGAUUUCAACACUACAUACCAGUACUUCUUGAACUCAAGCCAAAGCUUUGUCAUGGCGAUUGAUGAUCCCGGACCAUAUGGACGGGGGCGAUAUAACUGGAACAUGACCCCUGAGGUUGAACUUGACCAAUGGCGCAAAGGCUCGCAAUGGUUUGAAGUCAACCGGGAACUUGCUAUUGAAAUUGUCAAGGACACGGUUUACCACCCAAAGUUCAAGGAAUUCUGCAGGCCUAGCUGUUAUGCUGAUGAGCACUAUGUCCAGACAAUGCUCUCGAUUGAAGUUCCGCAGGCCCUGGCUAACAGGAGUGUUACUUGGGUAGAUUGGUCCCGAAUUGCUGCACAUCCAGCAAGGUUUGGUAGGAGUGAUAUCACGGAGGAAUUCUUGAGGGGAGUCCGAGAGGGACAGACUUGUAUGUACAAUGAUCAGAAUACAACAUUGUGCUUCUUGUUUGCUCGGAAGUUUGCGCCAAGUGCAUUGGAGCCAUUGUUAGAGUUGGCACCCACUGUCCUCGGUUUUGGAUGAUCUAUGUUUUAGAGACUUGCUAGAUUUAAUGCGACUUAAAUCGCGCAAUACCUAGAAUAGGGGGUUAGGUUUAGCAAAGGAUGUGGGUGGGUUUUAUCUGGAUUAUGGAAUUUUAAAUCCAAAUGUUCUAAAUAGAUCACCAUGUUUUAACCGGUGCCACCUGUAAUUUUUAUAUUGGAUCAUUGUUGGAUUACAUAUAUGAAUAAUUUGUUGUAUGAAAACAUGCUCGGUGCCCACCUUCGCUUGAUCACAAAUAUAAUCUUUUCUCUUGUAUUA
This is a messenger RNA of Panicum virgatum (switchgrass), 1577 nucleotides long. Its product is annotated as glycosyltransferase BC10-like. The transcript has 2 exons. The record is from RefSeq and is a predicted model, not a curated record. NCBI's taxonomy places the organism in Eukaryota, Viridiplantae, Streptophyta, Magnoliopsida, Poales, Poaceae. Gene Ontology annotation, cellular component: membrane. Bases 186 to 1301 code for a protein of 371 amino acids. Gene Ontology annotation, molecular function: glycosyltransferase activity.